This is a messenger RNA of Metarhizium robertsii ARSEF 23, 2145 nucleotides long. RefSeq lists its product as uncharacterized. Bases 1 to 2145 code for a protein of 714 amino acids. The transcript has 2 exons. The record is from RefSeq and is a predicted model, not a curated record. Lineage: Eukaryota; Fungi; Ascomycota; Sordariomycetes; Hypocreales; Clavicipitaceae.
AUGAGCCAGGUCAAGAACCUGCGAGCCAUGUUUGAAAACAAAGGCGAUACAAGCCCGCCUGACAGAGGGAGAUCUCCAGGCAUCACGCCCAGUAGGCAUAUCGGAAACGCCAGCUCCAAUGGCUCGCCGCGGCCGCUCUCCAAGGUUCGCACAAACUUUGUUGCAAUUGAAAAGGACGGCCGCAUGGGUUUAAGAAGAGAUCACAGCGGCGAAUCGAGCUUGUCGAGAAGACGAAUGAGUACCGAAACUGCAGACACCGAAUUCAACAGCAACUAUCUUGAGAAUCCCAAUACAGUACCAUCAGACGACGUGAGUAAAGCUUCACGUCGCAACAUCGCCAGCGAGACUAUCCCCGAAUCUCCGAGAACAAUGUCCCACGAACAGGCUGGGGUUUCUGUAGACGCAGGCUCACAACUGGACAAAGCGCACAUGGAAGUCAAAAUGAAGUUGGGUUCGCCUCCACACCUCCAGAGCGAAGAAAGAGGAACAGGCUCCGCGGGAAACGCAGGAUUAAAUUCUGUCUCGGCUACGAAUCGCUCCCACGGCAUCAAGCACAAUGGACAUCUCUCUGUUCAAGCCAAAAUGAUGACGACAGGGCCGACGAAAGGUUUCAGUGCAACUUCUGCUGCAAGACCCGAAUCAAGGGCGAAUAAUAGAGGCCUCAAAAUCAGCACGUUAUCUGCUGAUAAGACCCAGAAAGCCAAUACCGGGGCAACUUCAUCCACCAAAGCGAGAACGGUUCCAUCAGGGGUUGUAGCCAAAAGCCAACCUGUCAAGACAAAGAGCCAGAAUGAUGCGGGUUUUAUCAAGCCGAAGCCAAAAUCACCCACCAAGCAAGUUCAAAUGCCAUCAUCACUCACCGCACCGACAGCUUCUUCGGUAUCGAAAGUUCACGUACCUCGUCGGCCUCUUUCCCGCCAAUCCGGAACUCAAAAUAACCCAGCACAACCCAGUAUUCGACCAAAUAUGUCAAAUUCUACGGCUUCACACUCUUUCAUCAAGGGGCAAGUCUCCUCUUCGUCUAGGUCCCGACCGAGUCUCGGGCCUCCUCCAAACAAACAGUCGCAAGUUACGGCCAGUAACAAAAAGCAGAGCAAUGUCGAUGAAGGAUUCUUAGCACGUAUGAUGCGCCCUACACAGUCAUCGUCUUCCAAAGCCACUGAUAAAGCUCCGGUCACUCCACCAAAAAGAACGGCCCAGAGACCGGUGAGUGGUGAGAAUGGGAAUCAGGCACUCCUAAGGUCGGCGAGCAGUAGGGGCCUUCAUGGUAAAAGGAUCCCAGUGCCUGCAUCAUUGCAGUCAACCUCCGCGCCACUAGCUGGUCCUACUGAUGAACCUGACCCCCCCGAAUCUGAGGAAGAAUGCAACGAACUUCAUAUUGACACCAAUAAUCGAUCGGAAAUAGCAAAUGCAGACAAAGAGGCCAGGUCUCCUCCAAAUCCUGCCACCAAGUACACAAUCGAGGAGAAGGGCGCGUCAGCUGUUCCAGAAGGACCGAAAAGAUUUGAAGCCCUGAUCACUGGUUCGACUUGCAACACGAGGAAUGAUCUUGUCCACAACAGUCAGUUACGAGAGGAAGCUGACGAUUCCAAGGCUUCCGUUGCCGCAGGGCCCACACCACUGGUUGAGCUGAUGGAAGCUUCUAGUUCUGUUGGCAGCGACGAGAUAGCUAGCAAGGAUAAACGGCCUGGUGCAAUUGAGGAGGUUGAUGAUGCGGCUCCAGAAGCCACGAGUAAGCAGCAAAACUGCAAGGCUGACCAAGUGUCAGAGACGAAAGAAAUACCUCAAGGUCCAGCUGGGGAUAGUCUGGCCAACGAGGAGCCUGUGACUGCUGAGGGUCAUGAGAGUAGUGAUCCAGUCGAGAUGGAUCUCGCUGCGCAACAUACCCCUGAAACUUGUACUUCGCCGUUUGAUGUCAACCAGCCAUAUGAACAGAGCAUUCAACAAGUGAUUCAAAGUACUCGAAACCACCUUGUACCAGAAAUAAACAGCCCUUCACCUUUGGAGAUCAUACAGACCGAUCUUGGCGGCGAUAAACCCGACGGUAUCCCUAAAAUGGAAGCUGUUUCGGAUGAACAGAAGCAACCUACGGUUCAAGGCCAUGAGGGCACGGCAGAGGUGGCUCUGGAAACAGAACAUGCUUGA